AAUUGAAUCCUCCUCCCACUGGCUCUAUCCAAGCUCCGUUCUUUUUUUUUUUUGGUUCUUUCUAAAAGCUUCAAGCUUUUUGAUUUCUGGGCUUAGAAGAGAAUCUCUCGAGAAAGCCGAAGGAAGUGUAUGUAUGUAGUUUGAAUGCAAUAAAUAAGAAAAAUGGGGGGAAUAAAUAAAUAAAUGUACGAAAAUGUUUAUUGCUUUUUGCAAUUUGUCCGAAAUUCUCAUUCUUUUGAGUGAAUAAUUCCCACGAGUGCGGUUCCAUUUCCAGAGAGGCAGAGAGAAGGGGAAAAGCUAUUGUAGAAGAUAAGAUCUUUCCCCCAUCAAACGCUUACUAAAAAAUCUCUCCUUUUUUUGGGGGGCUUCCUUCUGCUAAAACAGAGAGAAAUAAGCCGCUAAAGGGUUUUGAUUCUGAGUAAUACGGAUUUCUUUUCGAAUUGGGUAUUUCACAUCGUCGAGGAUGGUUUCAGUUUCAGAGAUGUCGAACAGUGGUGGUGGUGGUGGUGGUGGUGGGUGUAGUGUUGUAUGGUUCAGGAGAGAUCUUAGGGUUGAAGAUAAUCCGGCAUUAGCAGCUGGUGUAAGAGCAGGUCCUGUAAUCGCGGUCUUCGUCUGGGCUCCUGAAGAAGAAGGUCACUAUUACCCAGGAAGGGUUUCGAGAUGGUGGCUGAAGAACAGCUUGGCUCAGCUCGAUUCCUCUCUUAGGAGCCUUGGCACUCGUCUCGUCACCAAGAGAUCCACUGACAGUGUCGCUUCCCUCCUUGAGGUCGUUAAAGCCACUGGUGCUUCUCAGAUCUUCUUCAACCACUUGUAUGAUCCUUUGUCGCUUGUUCGUGAUCAUCGUGCUAAGGAGGUCCUGACAGCGCAAGGAAUAGUCGUCCGAUCGUAUAAUGCGGAUUUGCUUUACGAGCCUUGGGAGGUGAAUGAUUCACAAGGCCUUCCCUUCACGACAUUUGCUGCCUUUUGGGACAGAUGCCUUAGCAUGCCUUAUGAUCCCGAAGCGCCUCUUCUCCCACCCAAGAGGAUCAUUUCAGGUGAUGUGUCUAGUUGUCCUUCAGACACAUUGGUAUUCGAAGACGAAUCAGAGAAAGGAAGCAAUGCCCUUCUAGCUCGAGCAUGGUCACCGGGCUGGAGCAAUGCUGACAAAGCACUAAUGACAUUCAUAAAUGGGCCAUUGAUUGAAUACUCCAAGAACCGUAGAAAAGCCGAUAGUGCCACAACCUCAUUUCUUUCUCCCCACUUGCAUUUUGGGGAAGUGAGUGUGAGAAAGGUUUUCCAUCUUGUUCGAAUCAAACAGGUCUCAUGGGCAAACGAAGGAAACAAGCCCGGAGAAGAAAGCGUGAACCUUUUCCUCAAAUCAAUUGGUCUCAGGGAAUAUUCUAGAUACAUGAGCUUUAACCAUCCAUAUUCCCACGAAAGGCCGCUUCUCGGCCAUCUAAAGUUCUUCCCAUGGGUUGUGGAUGAGAACUAUUUCAAGGCAUGGAGACAAGGCCGAACAGGCUAUCCAUUGGUCGACGCUGGGAUGAGAGAGCUAUGGGCUACCGGUUGGUUGCAUGAUCGUAUUAGAGUAGUUGUUUCAAGCUUCUUUGUGAAAGUGCUUCAGUUACCAUGGCGAUGGGGAAUGAAGUACUUUUGGGACACCCUUCUGGAUGCAGAUUUAGAAAGUGAUGCCCUUGGCUGGCAAUACAUUACCGGUACUCUCCCGGAUAGUCGUGAGUUUGAUCGUAUAGAUAAUCCACAGUUUGAAGGGUAUAAAUUUGACCCGCACGGGGAAUACGUGAGGCGAUGGCUUCCGGAACUUUCUAGACUCCCCACAGAAUGGAUACACCAUCCAUGGAAUGCUCCCGAAUCUGUGCUCCAAGCUGCCGGUAUCGAACUAGGAUCAAACUAUCCACGACCCAUUGUGGGAAUAGAUGAAGCAAAAGCCCGGCUGCAUGAAGCGCUUUCACGGAUGUGGCAGCUAGAAGCUGUUUCGAGAGCCGUGAUGGAAAACGGGACAGAAGAAGGACUGGGCGAUUCUUCCGACUUGGAACCAGCUCCUAUUGCAUUCCCUCGGGACAUUACAAUGGAAGAGCCUCAAGAAAUCCAAGAACCAACUAGACACAACCCUGCUGCUGCACCUACCAGACGGUACGAGGAUCAGAUGGUUCCAAGUAUUACUUCUUCUUUGAUCAGACUUGAGGAAGAGGAAGAGUCUUAUGUCGAGUUGAGAAACUCUGCAGGAGACAACAGAGCAGAAGUUCCAAGGAACAUGGACAUUAAUCAGAUCCAACAGCCAAGAGUUGAACCAGCACCGAACCAGGUGUCUGCUAUGCCAGAAUUCAAUAUCAGAAUAACGGUGGAGAACGCAGAAGAAGAUUCAACGGCUGAAUCUUCGAGCAGCGGCAGAAGAGAGAGGGACGGGGUAGUGGUCCCAGUCUGGUCUCCAGGUUACUCAGAACAGUUCUCUGGUGAAGAAAAUGGAAUUGCAGGAAGCACAACAUCUAGCUACUUGCAGAACCACCAGCAAAUACUGAACUGGAGACGGCUUUCUCAAACCGGGUGAAGGGCAAAACCAGAGGGGAUUAGAAGAGCAGAAGACGGGGGAUAUUACAGGGCUUUAUCCCCAGCUAAACCGGUUGGAAAAUCAGGAUACCUUUGGUUUGGUUUAAUGCAUUUAUCCGGUUAUGGAGCUGAAGAACUGGCCCCGGAAAGCAGAUCUGAUAUACAUUUUAUAUGUUUCCAUCUUGUAAUCAUAUACAGAAACAUAGCCUUUGUUGUAUAGUCUGUACUUUGGCUCUGGUAAUAAACCUGGCUCGUGUCGAAACA
Molecule: messenger RNA, 2808 nt
Organism: Tarenaya hassleriana
Lineage: Eukaryota; Viridiplantae; Streptophyta; Magnoliopsida; Brassicales; Cleomaceae
Product: cryptochrome-1
Exons: 4
Coding region: 464-2545 (693 amino acids)
Biological process (GO): circadian regulation of gene expression; blue light signaling pathway; entrainment of circadian clock by photoperiod
Cellular component (GO): nucleus; cytoplasm
Molecular function (GO): DNA binding; FAD binding; blue light photoreceptor activity
Source: RefSeq, a predicted model, not a curated record